AGAUGAUCCGGGCAUCCGUCCUUCGGUCAGCCCAGUCAUGAGAUCAUUCUCCGAUUUAAUUGGAUUCAUAGUGGGCCAAGCUUGGUUCAGAAUCGAACCGACCAAAAUAGUCGAACAUCGCACAGUCAGUCAGUCAGUCAGUCACCGCCACUCUGCUAAUCUGCUCUCCUCAUCUCCGAACUUCGCACAAAUUUGGAGACUGGAGUCUGGAGUCUGGAGUCUGGACGGGCAUCUCUUCCAACUUCCUUCGCUCAUUGCUCCUUCCUUGUUGAGUGAUCUCGGGCACUUGUCAUUUCUCAUCAACUGAUUUGGUGCUUCUCUCCCAAGGGGUUUACGGAAUCGCUUGGUUUUUUCCUGAGUUUUGGAUGUCAUUGAUGGAGGAAAACAUUGGCUUAAAUGCAAUGUCAUCUACACAUACAGUGUCAAGUUCGCGAAUUUUUCGAGCCACAGCCUAUGGUGCUGAUCCAACAGGAAAAACAGAUAGCACUGAAGCACUUCGCAAGGCUAUUUCUGAUGCUUUUAAAGCUCCAAAUAAUGGAGAGCUGAUGGAGUGGAUCCCCAAUCUUGGUGGUGCACAGUUAUACCUUGAAUGAGGCUAUUACAUGAUAAGCAGACCAUUGAAGUUGCCAGGCGAUUGUGGUGGAAAUCUAGAUUCAUGGGGGAUCACUGAAAGCAUCCAAUACUUUUCCAGAAGAUCAGUAUUUGAUAGAGCUAUCAUCUUCAGUAAUGGAGAGGUAGACCUGGAAGAUGAAUUCGAGGACUUCUCCUGUUAUAUCUUCAACCAUGAAUAUAUCACCCUCAGAGACCUCCUACUAGACUCUAAUUUCAGAGGAGGUGGCAUUUCAGUCAUCAACUCCUUUAGAAUUACCAUAGACAACUGCUACAUUGUUCAUUUCACAACCAAUGGUAUCUUAGUCCAUGGUAGCCGUGACACCUACAUCAGAAACUCUUUCCUUGGGCAACACAUCACCUCCGAUAGUGAUUGUGACGAAGAGGACUUCUCCGGCACUGCGAUCAACCUAAAAAUGAGCAAGGAUAAUGCCGUCACCGACGUCAUCAUCUUUUCUGCAGGAAUUGGUAUAAUGGUGUCUGGUAUAGCUAACACACUCACUAGGGUGCAUUGCUAUAACAAAGCAAGUCAUUAUGGUGGAAUAGGUAUUUGCCUGAGGCUACCUGGUUUGACAGUAACCCAUAUUGUCAAUUGUUACAUGGAUUAUGCCGGCAUCGUCGCAGAGGACCCAGUUCAACUACAUAUCUCUAAUAUAUACUUCCUUGGUGAUGUUUUCAUUUUGUUUAAGUCCAUUAAUGGUGUAAUAAGAGGUGUCAACAUUGUUGAUAAUAUGUUCACAGGAAGUAAUAGAGGGGUGGAUAUUGUCCAAUUGGAUCAAUCAGAAGGGCCUUUUAAGACCAUUGAUCAAGUUGUAAUCGACCAGAACAAUGUAAGCGGAAUGAAUUUGAAGGUAACUGUUGCAAGAGCAGUGAAGGAAGGGAAUGGAAGCUCAUGGGUGAUUGAUUUCAAUUAUGUUCUACUAUUCCCAAACCUCGUCAACCAUGUUCAGUACACUUUGAGCACCACUGGCUCAGGCUCCGGUUCAUUCCCUAAACAUGCCUUGCGGAAUGUGUUGGAGAAUCGCGUGGUAGUUGAAUCAGAUAGGCCUAUUCAGGCUACUGUUUAUGUUACAGUUCAUCAAAUUCCUAUGAGUAAUGGAUGGACAGAUUUGGAGAAUCACAGGAAGGAAGAAAUGAAGGCACAGGAAGGAUGGAAAUUCCGUCUUCCCACAGGGUAUACCAGCAACUCAAAUUAAAUUGAAAUAAAUUAAUUUUUUUAAAACUGUACAACUUUGAAAUAUUUUUUAUUUUUUUUAUUUUUUUUAUUUUUCUUUA
Molecule: messenger RNA, 1884 nt
Organism: Macadamia integrifolia
Lineage: Eukaryota; Viridiplantae; Streptophyta; Magnoliopsida; Proteales; Proteaceae
Product: polygalacturonase QRT3-like
Exons: 4
Coding region: 603-1805 (400 amino acids)
Molecular function (GO): polygalacturonase activity
Source: RefSeq, a predicted model, not a curated record